AUGACUCGGGAAUGUGCACCGCCGUCACCGAGCAGCACGAGAUCGGAAACGAGACCCGUUUACGGUCAUUAUACAAAUUCCAUAAUAUCUGGAGCUGGAAGACUUUUCGAAAAAACUCCGUUGCAACCGUCGGAUAGUUUAGACGAAAUCGCACUUCAAAUACCAAGUAAAUGA
Molecule: messenger RNA, 174 nt
Organism: Pediculus humanus corporis (human body louse)
Lineage: Eukaryota; Metazoa; Arthropoda; Insecta; Psocodea; Pediculidae
Exons: 2
Coding region: 1-174 (57 amino acids)
Source: RefSeq, a predicted model, not a curated record